AUGUUAUUGAAACAAAUAUUCUUGCCCUUUUUUGUAUUAUUCAAUGCAAUUAAUGCUAUUGACGUAUACCAAAAUCAAGUUACAAGAGGUACCAUCAAUCUCUCAAUUGGUGACAUCACCAUUCAUUCGGGUGCUUACUGGUCAAUCAUUGACAAUGCUAUUUCUGCUUUGGUUGGUACUUUAACAGUGCAACAAGAUGCCGGGUUUUAUAUCACUGGACUUAAUCCUCUUCUUGGAUUACAAGUUGAAUUACUAGGGGUUUUGAACUCAAUCAAAAACGAUGGUAUUGUUAGUUUUAAUGCGUUAAACAGUUUGGUUGGUCCAAUUUAUAACCUUGUUGGUCUCAGUUUCCAAAAUAAUGGUGAAUUCUAUUUGAGUGCCCUGGGGGUUGCUCCUCCAGUUUUCUCAAUCACUGCUGCUGAUUGGCAUAACAAUGGGUUAUUGGUUCUUGCUCAAACCAAAAGAACAUCAGCAUUGGCUAAUCUUGGUUUCCCUACUGGCUCCAUUGAAAAUCAAGGAUCUAUCUGUUUAUUUGGUACCGCCUACCAACAGCUUACCUCAAUUACUGGUAGCGGGUGUAUUUCCGCCGAUAGAGAUUCAACAAUUUAUGUUUUCAGUUCACUUUUGCCAAUCGCCACUACCCAAACAUUAUAUUUAGCUGAUAGUGCCUCAUCAAUUGUUAUUCAACCUGUGACUUUGCCGGCCACAUACACCAUAAGAGGAUUUGGGAAUGGUAACAAGGUCGGUAUUUCUCUUCCAUUGCUUAGUGUUCCACUUCUUGGUCAACCAGCUUAUUCAUAUGACUCGUCAUCAGGGGUCCUUACUUUGAGAGGAUUAGGCGUUGGAUUGCUUUCCCAGAGAUUCCAAAUUGGUACUGGUUAUAAUCCAAGUUUGUUUGAAAUUGUUACUGAUGAUGGUGCUGGUCUCCCAACUACUUUGCUAGGUUCAGUCAGAUACAAUGGACCUGUUCCAAAUAGUGCAGUUCCAGCCUCAUGUAACUGUAAAUACGUGCCACCAUCCCCUGGAACUGACGAAUCAUCAUCAAGUCUUUCAAGUUCAACUAGUGAACAAUCAUCAAGCAGUGCUACUUCUGUAUCUGCAUCAGAAACCAGUGAUACUUCAUCUACUCAAGAAUCAUCAUCGUCAAGUGAAGCAUCUUCCACCCAAGAGCCAUCCUCAUCUACCCCAGAACCAUCGUCAUCAAGUGAGACAUCUUCCACUCAACAGCCAUCUUCAUCAAGUGAGACAUCCUCUACUCAAGAGUCAUCUUCAUCAGCUGAAGUCUCAUCUUCCAGUGAAUCAUCUACUGAACCAUCUUCAUCAAGUGAAACAUCCUCUACUCAAGAGUCUUCCUCGUCUAGCAAGGAAUCAUCAUCCUCCACUGUGUCGUCAACUGAAGAGCCAUCUUCAUCAACUGAAGCCUCAUCUUCCAGUGAAUCGUCAACCGAACCAUCUUCAUCUACUGAGGCUUCUUCUUCUACUGAAUCGUCAACCGAAGCUUCUUCUUCUACUGAGGGCCCUUCAUCUUCCCAAGAAUCGUCUUCAAGUGAGAUAUCAUCUACAGAAGGUCCAUCAUCAUCUACAGAUUCUUCAACUGAUAUUACCUCAGCCACUUUAACUGAUGAUCAAAGUAGUUCUGGUACUGGUCAAUCAUCAACCGAAGAUGAACCAAUUGAUUCUACUGAAUCUGAUACUUCAAGUGCAACUGAUUCUAGUACUGCCACAGACACUAGUGCCACUAGCACCGAUACUAAUAGUGAAUCUACAGAUUCUUCAACCGCAACAGAUACUGGUUCUACUGAUACUAAUACUGCUUCAAGUACGGAAACUAACUCUGGUGCUACUGAACCUUCAACUGAUUCCAACACCGGAGCUACUGAAUCUUCCACAGCUACUGAUACCAAUACUGGUGCUACUGAUUCUUCAACUGUUUCUGAAACCGGUGCUACAGACUCUUCUAGUGCUACUGAUAGCGAUACUGCCACAAGCUCAGAAACUAACACUGGAGCUACUGAGUCUUCUACUGCCACCAAUACCAAUAGUAGCAAUGACACUGAUACCAACACAGGUGCUACUAAUACAGACAAUAAUACUGCCUCAAACACGGAAACUAAUACAGGUAGUACUGAUACGAAUACUGAUACCAACACCGGUGCUACAAAUACAAACACCGAUACUAAUACUGGUGGUACAAAUACAAACACUGGAGCUACAAAUACAAAUACUGAUUCCAACACUGGUGCUACAGGUACAAACACUGAUUCCAACACUGGUGCUACAGGUACAAACACUGAUUCCAACACUGGUGCUACAAAUACAGGUGGUACAAAUACAAACACUGAUACCAACACUGGUGCUACAAAUACAGGUGGUACAAAUACAAACACUGAUUCCAACACUGGUGCUACUAACACUAACACCAAUACGAACACUGGUGCUACAGGUACAAACACUGAUACCAACACUGGUGGUACAAAUACAAACACUGGAGCUACAAAUACAAAUACUGAUUCCAACACUGGAGCUACAGGUACAAACACUGAUACUAACACUGGUGCUACAAAUACAGGUGCUACAAAUGCAAAUACUGAUUCCAACACUGGAGCUACAAAUACAAAUACUGAUUCCAACACUGGUGCUACAGGUACAAACACUGCUUCCAACACUGGUGCUACUAACACUAACACUGAUUCCAACACUGGUGCUACAAAUACAGGUGCUACAAAUGCAAAUACUGAUUCCAACACUGGUGCUACAGGUACAAACAUUGAUACUAACACUGGUGCUAUAAAUACAAACACCAAUACCGGAGCUACAGGUACAAAUACUGCUACUAAUACUGGUGGUGUGACUACUACUAAGGAUAUUCCAAGUUCUACUUCCACAGAUGAAGGUUCUAAUAAUGGUGGUGGAUCCAAUAAUGGAUCAGGUUCAGAUAACGGUUCAGGCAGUGGCUCCAGCAAUGGGUCAGGCUCGGGUUCCAAUAAUGGUUCAGGUAAUGGUUCAGGUUCAGGGACAGGUAGUGGUGCCGGUAACGGGUCAGGUAAUGGCACAGACAAUGGAUCGGGUAAUGGAUCAGGUUCUGGUUCAGACAAUGGUUCCGGUUCUAGUAAUGGAUCAGGCUCAGGAUCGGGAAGUGGUGCUGGUAAUGGAUCAGGUAGUGGUACCGGUAACGGGUCAGGUAAUGGCACAGACAAUGGAUCGGGUAAUGGAUCUGGUUCUGGCUCAGACAAUGGUUCCGGUUCUAGUAAUGGAUCAGGCUCAGGAUCGGGAAGUGGUGCUGGUAAUGGAUCAGGUAGUAGUUCAGGCUCUGGUACUGACAAUGGCACAGAUAAUGGUUCUGGCUCAGGCUCUGGAAAUGGUUCUGGUUCCAACAAUAGCAAUGGUUCCGGAUCAGGUUCUGGUAGUGGUUCUGGUAAUGGUUCUGGCUCUGGAAGUGGUUCAGGUAAUGGUACUGGCUCUGGCUCUGGCUCUGGCUCUGGCUCUGGCUCUGGAAGUGGUUCAGGUAAUGGUACUGGCUCUGGCUCUGGCUCUGGCUCUGGCUCUGGAAGUGGUUCAGGUAAUGGUUCUGGCUCUGGCUCUGGCUCUGGCUCUGGAUCUGGAAGUGAUUCUGGUUCUAACAAUAACAAUGGUUCAGGUUCAGGUUCUGGUAGUGGACAAGGUAAUGGAAUUAUUACUUCAUCAAUUGGUCAACCAGGUUCUUCAACCUCCACUCAUGGACCAUCAUCUUCCAAUACAGCAACUAUACCAGAUCAAGCAAAUUCAGGAAAUCACAUCAAAUUCACAUUAUUCAAUGGAUUAUUGAUUGGAUUAAUUUCAAUUGUUUUCAUGUAA
This is a messenger RNA of Candida dubliniensis CD36, 3834 nucleotides long. It is a transcript of the gene IFF6, whose product is annotated as Iff6p. The coding region runs from base 1 to 3834 and encodes 1277 amino acids. The record is from RefSeq and is a predicted model, not a curated record. The transcript has a single exon. Lineage: Eukaryota; Fungi; Ascomycota; Pichiomycetes; Serinales; Debaryomycetaceae.